CAUUGGAGCUAAGAGGUCAAGUCAAAGAUUAGGGCCUGGCCUGUGUGGACCAAGAAUCAAAUGUCCAAUGGGCUCUCUUAUUUAGCUCAGCAGUUACGUAUGCUAAAUUUAGGGUUCUUUUAUCUUUGUUGGUUUCAUCUAUAAAAAGAACAUUACGCGUCUCUUAGAUAAUUUCUAGGGUUUUGUGUAAGACCAUCACCGAACAGAAAAACAACGCCAUGGGGAGAAGACCAGCGAGAUGUUACCGUCAGAUCAAGGGUAAGCCAUACCCGAAAUCCAGAUACUGCCGUGGUGUUCCAGAUCCCAAAAUCAGGAUCUACGAUGUCGGCAUGAAGAAGAAAGGAGUCGAUGAGUUCCCUUUCUGUGUUCAUUUGGUUUCGUGGGAGAAGGAGAAUGUGUCGAGCGAAGCCCUCGAGGCUGCUCGUAUUGCUUGCAACAAGUACAUGGUGAAAUCUGCUGGGAAAGACGCUUUCCAUCUCAGGAUUAGGGUUCAUCCUUUCCAUGUCCUUCGUAUCAACAAGAUGCUUUCGUGCGCUGGAGCUGAUAGGCUUCAGACUGGUAUGAGAGGUGCUUUCGGUAAGGCUCUUGGUACUUGUGCCAGAGUUGCCAUCGGACAGGUGCUUUUGUCUGUGAGGUGCAAGGAUAACCAUGGAGCUCAUGCUCAGGAGGCUCUUCGUAGGGCUAAGUUCAAGUUCCCUGGUCGUCAAAAGAUCAUUGUUAGCAGGAAAUGGGGAUUCACCAAGUUCAACCGUUCUGACUACACUAGGCUAAGGCAGUCAAAGAGGAUUGUUCCUGAUGGUGUCAAUGCUAAGGUUCGUUUCAAUGGCUUUUCCUUUCGAACCAUGGUCCAUUGGCUAGGCGUCAACCUGGAAGUGCGUUCAUCUCAGCCACCAGCGAUUAAGAAUGAAGAUGAUUUGUGGUUGUAGAACCGAGAAUCUAGUUUCUGCUGUUUUAUGUUUCGUUUAUGUUGUAAGAGUUGAAGUCAAGGAUCCUCGUAUGAUUACAUUUUGCUUGGACCAAUUGUUUUGUUAUGUGUUCCUUUAUUUUAAUCACAACUUUUCGUUUAUCUUUCUUUGUUCACUGUUGAUUACUUCUUUUUCUUAUCAUUUCCCACAGUUACAGAAAUGUUAGGCUUUUACGAUUUAUCUCGAAUAGUGCUUGAGAUUGAUAUCGUUCACAAUAAGACGCCUCGAGGCAACGUUAAAUUUAUAAUUGAAAAUAUUCGUGAC
Thlaspi arvense is the source of this 1229-nucleotide messenger RNA. The record is from the annotation of a GenBank genome assembly. NCBI's taxonomy places the organism in Eukaryota, Viridiplantae, Streptophyta, Magnoliopsida, Brassicales, Brassicaceae.